GAUUGAGUCGAGCGUUCAUGCUCCGAUGGUAUCUUGUUGAUCUCAUGAUACGACGGAAUUACCUCAUUUGUAGCUCUGCAAUUGGACGUGCGCUUGUGGACUCGGUCCGUCAUAGUAGGAAACAUCUAUACCUCCACGGUGCAACUUUAUAGGGUGCAGGUGAUUAUUUAUUUUUUUAAUCAUCCCUGUGAGCUUGUAACACAACACAGUGGGGAAUAAGGGUGCACCCGAAGAGGGAUCCUCGACACCCCGGCCCCGGGUGCGGGCACGCUUAAGGUGCUGGACAUCUAGACUCUAGCAAGGCAGGGAUGUUACCACAAAGGCGAGCAUGGAGCACCUUAUCAGCAUCCACGGCUAUGGAAUAAACCAGCGCAGCAUAGAAUGACGGGAUCUGUAACCAGUCAGGGCAGAAAAAAUGGUCCCUCAGUCGGGAGCGAGAACAACUCCCAAGGCAGCUACCAAUCGUGCAAAGAGCUUGCAAAGUUGUCAGCGUCCUCAAAGGCAGAUGUUGAAGCUCUCAGCAAAGACAGCGGACAGGUUCGAUUGGAGGAGCUUGGAUACAGGCAGGAGCUACGACGAGAGUUUGGGCUCCUCACAAGCACGGCAGCAGGCUUUGCUGUUAUGUCCUACAUGCUGGGCAUCACAGGAGGUCUGCCAAUAUCUUAUGUGAACGGAGGGCCGCUGUCGGCUAUAUGGGGAUGGGUCUCGGUCUCAAUUGCCAACAUUCUGGUUGGACUGUCCGUGGCCGAGCUGGCCUCUUCCUACCCACUGGCAGGCGGGCCUUACUUCUGGGUUGUGGAGCUGACAGGCAACAAUCCCAAAUGGGGCCUGCUAGCCUUCCUCACAGGCUGGCUGAAUGUGCUGGGCCAGUUUGCGGCCACGUCUGGGGCCGGCUUCCUGGCAGCUGGCCUGGUGGAUGACAUAUGGGGCAUGGUGCGCCAGGGAGAUGACCUAACACGCCAAGAAACCCUCCUCGUUUACUCAAUCUGCCUGUUGCUGGCGGGCGGGGUGAGUUCAAUGCCCACGAGGGGGAUCCAGUGGUUCACCCUUUACGCGGCCGGCUUCUCGGCAGCGGCAGGCCUCCUCAUCACAAUCAUGCUGCCCAUCGUGGCGGUCAAUAAGCAGCCCGCCAGUUUUGUCUUCCUGACAUUCCAUGGAGACAACCAUCCAAACACCGGGAUAGACACCGGAUCACCACACGACUUUUACACCUUCCUGCUCGGGACCCUGUGCGCCCACUUCACAUUUGUGGGCCUGGAAACGCCGGCACAGUUUGCAGAAGAGACCAAGCGAGCUGACCACAACACGCCAAAGGCAAUUGUGAUCUCCAUUGUGGCCACAUCUGUUCUGGGACUGGCCUACUUGAUCUCCAUCCUCUUCUGCAUAGAGGCACGCACCCGCAUUGCACCUCCCUCUAUUUCCCGCUGUUCUGGUGCUGGGUUACUGGGUAGAGCUUUGUGUGCUGCUGUGGUGCAGUCGAGGUUUGGCAGUGGGGAGGGGGGUAUAGUGCUGCUGUCUCUGGUCUUCUUGGCGGUCUUCAACACCACUGUCAUGUGUAUGGUCACCAACUCGAGGAUGCUGUGGGCGUUCUCGCGGGACGGAGGCGUUCCCUUGUACCAGGCCUGGGAGGCGAUAGAGCCCAAGACAGGGACCCCCCUGUGCGCCACAUGGGCCAUGACUGCAAUGGCUUUCCUAAUCGGGCUCCCCAUGCUUCACUCCAACGAAGCCUUUGAUGCAAUCGCGUCGAUCUGCGCCGCCGCCCUCUACCUCUCCUGUGCCAUUCCAAUAGCGCUGCGACUGUGGAAGCACAAAAGCUUCACGCCAGGGCCGUUCUCUCUGGGCAGAGCUAAUGUCGUGAUCAACACUUUGUCACUUCUCUGGAUCCUCUUCUCGGUGGGCAUCUUUGUGCUGCCGGACACGUACCCCGUAACGGCCCUGAAUUUGAAUUACUGCCCAAUCGUCAUAGGCUUAGCGCUGUUGGUUCUGCUGGUGGCCUGGUUUCUGCCAAAGUGGGGUGUUGGACGAUGGUACCGGGGCAAAGCACACACUUUGAAGGAUGCCGAUGUGGUGAUGCCCCCCCUUGAAGCUGCAAGCACCAGUGUGUUUUGCUCAGGAUUCUGGCUGGAAGCUACAGUGGCUACAAAUGUGUGCAACAUUGAAAGGUUUGAAGCCACAAAAAUGGCUAAAAACUGGCAUUUCCAGAAGAUAUCUCCUGAUUUUGGUGUUUCUCAUCAUAACUCUGCUUAA
Molecule: messenger RNA, 2247 nt
Organism: Coccomyxa subellipsoidea C-169
Lineage: Eukaryota; Viridiplantae; Chlorophyta; Trebouxiophyceae; Coccomyxaceae
Product: amino acid transporter
Exons: 12
Coding region: 382-2247 (621 amino acids)
Biological process (GO): transmembrane transport; amino acid transport
Cellular component (GO): membrane
Molecular function (GO): transmembrane transporter activity
Source: RefSeq, a predicted model, not a curated record